AUGUCCACCUCCAAAACCCCAGAAAAACCCUUCAAUCUCUAUGAACCAAUCCUUACACAAACAGGAUUUACUUUACUACAAAGAAACACUUCUGUUUCCCAACCUAGUGAGAAAAGAGGUCGCAGAAAGCAAGCAGAACCAGGGAGGUUCCUUGGCGUUAGAAGGCGGCCUUGGGGCCGAUACGCUGCUGAAAUCAGAGAUCCUACCACAAAAGAAAGGCACUGGCUUGGUACAUUCGAUACUGCUCAAGAAGCCGCCCUUGCUUAUGAUCGAGCAGCACUUUCCAUGAAGGGGACUCAAGCAAGAACCAAUUUUGUAUACUCAGAUAACACAAAUUUCCAUUCUCUUAUCAGCCCUUUUGAUCUCCAAUCCAUACUGCCGCCAUCGCACUCGCUGACCAAGAACCAAAAUAAACAACAUGAUGCUACUAAACAUCCUAGUUCUUCAUCUCAGGCCAGAGAGCAUCCAAUAUCAUCUGACAAUGACGCUUGUUCUCAGUCCUCUUAUGGUUCAUCCCCUAGUGAGAACUUCUUUUUCUCUAGCGGGAGUGAAACCAACUCAGGCUACUUGGACUGCAUAGUUCCUGAUAAUUGCUUAAAGCCUCCAUCUCAUCACAAAGAGUACUCAAAUAACAGCAAUGCUGAUCAAACAUCAGUUGACCAGAGUAAUUACUCAAAUUUGAGGGUUUUAGAGAAUCAAUCACAUUCUGAUGCUGACGUGACUAAUGUUCUUCCUGUGGAUUCUACAAACCCUGGAAACUUUUCGUGCUACGAAGGACUUAACUUUGGAUUCUUGGAAAACGAGCAGUCAUGGGAGAUGAAUUCUUGUGAGCUUUCAGCAGUGAUCAACAACCCAUUGAUGGGUGAAACUGGAUGCAUGGAGGGGUAUGAUCCAACCGUGGACAAUACAAGUCUCGAGUCAAUGGCUGCAGCCACAUCAUCAGCUGGCUUCUCCUCUGUAUUUCCUCCAUUUGCAUUUGGUGAUGUUGUUGACUCGGGAUAUCCCCUAUUCUAA
Molecule: messenger RNA, 1014 nt
Organism: Coffea eugenioides
Lineage: Eukaryota; Viridiplantae; Streptophyta; Magnoliopsida; Gentianales; Rubiaceae
Product: ethylene-responsive transcription factor ERF086
Exons: 1
Coding region: 1-1014 (337 amino acids)
Biological process (GO): regulation of DNA-templated transcription
Molecular function (GO): DNA binding; DNA-binding transcription factor activity
Source: RefSeq, a predicted model, not a curated record